CGCUGUGACGUCUCGACUUCACAGAGUGACGCUCUUGGUAACAAAAUCUGUUGUUAAACGUUGCUAAGGAAGUAACGGAGCUUCUUUUGGAAAUAGCCAGUCUGGGGGCAGUAGUUAAAGCGAUGAGAGAGCCUCAUUCAGCUGGAAGCAGGAGUUUUCUGACAUAAGAAGAGGAUGGCAGCGAAUGGGGAGAACUGUACUCUGUUUUAUCCCUGUGAGCCAUCUGAAAAUGGAGAGAAUGGCACAGACAGGGGGACCAUCAUAAAGUCCUUAGGGGUUGUAAAAUCUACCUUGGAGCAAAAUGAAGCUUUUACAACUAUUGCUAGAAAUGCGCCAGAGGAGACUACAAAAUACCACCCUCGGGCCCCGCUGGCAACCAGCCUGUCAAAGUGCAGCAAAAGAAGUGUCUCAGCAGAGGAGAGUUUAAGAACCAGGAGGCUGAACAACAGCCAGGAGAGCCUGAGUGACAGAGCUGAGACCGGCUCCUCCACAGACUCGCUUAAAGACCAGACAGAACCAGUCAGGAACGAGGAGGACUUCGAUGUGAGACCUCAGUCUGCUAUCACUACAGGAUCUCCUGUGAGCAGUCUGUCAGAAGAUGAAAGCAGGCCACAGGGCCUGCAGAGUGUCCUGGAGGACCAUCAGGGAUCCGGCAAGGUGCGACUGUCUCCAGUGCAUCCCACAAGGACACACACUGCUCAGAAGAACAACUUUGUGUCAGCCAUUAAAGAGCUACCUAAUAGGAUUGGUAAGGAUUGUUCAGAUUAUCCCGCCCUGACCACAGAGAGGACUGGAGAGAAAAUUCACAGGAACCUGAGUGGCAGCAAGCUUCUGGAGAACAUGGGGUCAGAUAGUGGCUCUGUAAACUCCUUAAAGUCCAUCUACAGCGUUCUUAGUCCCAUCAAGCCCAAAGACGUGAGAACCAGGAGCUUCCUAGAGGGCAGCAUGCUGGGAAGUGGUGCUUUGCUCGGGGCUGAGGAGCUGGACCGAUACUUCCCCGACAGGAGGGUGGGAUUCUACGUGGUCACGUGGAACAUGCAGGGUGGGAAGUUCCAUCCAGCCACCUUGAACGAUCUCCUCCUUCCUACAGAUUCUGAAUUUGCACAAGAUUUUUAUGUCAUUGGAGUCCAGGAAGGGUGCCCUGACAAAAGGGAGUGGGAGACCUGUCUUCAGGAGACUCUGGGACCUCACUACGUCAUGCUGUAUACAGCAUCACAUGGUGUUCUGUACCUGACUGUAUUUACCAGGAGAGACCUCAUAUGGUUCUGUUCAGAGGUGGAACACGCCACGGUCACCACCAGGAUCGUCUCUCAGAUCAAGACCAAAGGCGCUCUGGGAGUCACUUUUACCUUUUUUGGCACUUCGUUCCUUUUCAUAACGUCCCACUUCACAUCUGGGGAUAGCAAAGUUUACGACAGAAUACUCGAUUACAACAAGAUCAUCGAGGCUUUGGGGCUUCCUAAAAGCCUCCCAGAUACCAACCAGUAUCGCUCCGACCCAUCUGACGUCACUUCCAAGUUUGACCAGGUGAUCUGGGUUGGAGAUUUUAACUUCCGGCUGAGUGCAAACCGUUCCGACGUGGAAAACAUCAUGAAAGGCUCAGCAGGUGGCGACAGGAGCCCUCUGCUGGAGCACGACCAACUCUCCAAGGAAAUGAAAGAUGGUUCGAUCUUCAAGGGCUUCCAGGAGGCACCGAUACGCUUCCUUCCUACGUAUAAGUUUGACAUUGGCUGCGAUAAGUACGACACCACGUCUAAGCAGAGGACGCCUUCAUACACAGACAGGAUUCUGUUCAGGAGCAGGCAGGCCAAUGACAUAAGUGUGCUGAGAUACAACAGCUGCUCCAGCGUGAAGACGUCUGACCAUCGACCCGUCAUCGCCGUCUUUCAGGUGAAACUCAGGCCAGGAAGAGACAAUAUUCCUCUGUGUGCAGGACAGUUUGACCGAAGUUUGUAUUUGGAGGGCAUAAAGAGGAGGAUGGCCGCCACAGAGCUGAAGAGGAGGGAGGCUAUAAAAAACCAAAGCAGCAGCACCGUCUGCAGCAUCUCCUGAACGCCGAGCGAUCUCUGGGGUUGGACAGACUGGAUCAGGACCAAAAGGAGGCCGGGGUUGUCUCAACAGCGGCACUGAGCGGUGAAACUGGCUACCCUCGUCAGCCCGGGGACCUCAAACUAAUCUUUACAGGCAGUUCAGCCUUCUGGAGCGAGACAGAUUCUGCAUCAGUUGGAGUUUUCCAUCCCUGUUAGCGUCUCACACCGUAGUGUUGGCUUUUUAGGAUAAAUGCCUUGCUGUUUAUAGAACUCUGCACACGAGUUAGCUGCCUAAACGUACUGGGACGUGACUUUCUGCGACUGAAGCCGUUAUAUUUGUCACAAAGUUAUUACACUGCAAAACCUGAUUUUUAGACAUUUAUCGUUUCAGUCUAAAAAGAAACGACUCACCUUGAAAAAGAACACAUUUGAAAUAAGGUAAAACUGUUUUAAAUAUCUUGUUUGACAUGUUUUUAAGUCUUUUUCUGGAGCCAGUCUGCUAAAACGACCCUUUAGGGUUAAUGAAAUGCCGCUCGGAGCCCCACCACCCCGCGGCCAGAAAACCAGACUUGCAACUUUCGAGUUACCGUCCGGUCCCUGCUGGUGGAGGGAGCCGUGCAGCUGCAGUCUGCUUCCAGCACGCUCCCUGCUUGUUUUAGAUCGUUAACACAGCCGAUUCGCUUCAUUUAGUGAUGAAUCGCUUUUCUAGACACUAAUGUAGGCUGAGGAGACUAGGUUAGGUUAGGUUAGGGUGUUAAAAAGACCAAUGUGCAGCAAGGAGAUGGGUUUAAUAUUCGGUUAAACCAGUGAAUUAGUAACAGACACUAGGGGGUGCUAAAAGCCAGUAAAACUGCUCAGUGUAAAAGGGUUUGUAAGAAUUCUUGCCAAGCAAUUGUUGGCAGAUUAUUUUGUCAAAGCAAGAAAGUAUAUUUAAGAAUAUUCACCACAUUUCACGUCGUUUUUGCAGUUAAGCGUUAUAAUGUUAGACUGAAAAUGAGAUUAAAACUCUAAAAGAUGAGUUUUUGCAGUGUACAAAACAUUCACGAGCUUACGGGCACGCGUUGGUUUCAGACCUUUGAUGCAUUCAAUGCUUUUGUUUACACUUUUUCUAAAUAACACAAUUAAACAUGAUUAGAGAUGCCUUUUCUAUUGUUAGUAGGCCAUGUGAUUUUCUGCAGCUAACUCAACGCCUUACCUCUCAUGCAAACACAAGCCUAACGUAGUGUUGGCGUCCAGUCCAGGCUUCCAAAGCUUGUGUUGUUCUAGAAAAGUGCCUGUGGGUCUCGUUUUUAACGUCCCCAGGACCUCUUGUCUCAAUCUGUAACUUAUGGUCUCAUCUAAGAUGUGACGUUGUGUAAUAAAUGUUGUUAAACAACA
Nothobranchius furzeri (turquoise killifish) is the source of this 3407-nucleotide messenger RNA. RefSeq names its product inositol polyphosphate-5-phosphatase E (gene inpp5e). The record is from RefSeq and is a predicted model, not a curated record. Gene Ontology annotation, cellular component: axoneme; nucleus; Golgi apparatus. Gene Ontology annotation, biological process: phosphatidylinositol dephosphorylation. Lineage: Eukaryota; Metazoa; Chordata; Actinopteri; Cyprinodontiformes; Nothobranchiidae. Gene Ontology annotation, molecular function: inositol-polyphosphate 5-phosphatase activity; phosphatidylinositol-4,5-bisphosphate 5-phosphatase activity.